Chenopodium quinoa (quinoa) is the source of this 2048-nucleotide messenger RNA. Its product is annotated as UDP-glucose 6-dehydrogenase 3-like. The transcript has 3 exons. Gene Ontology annotation, biological process: polysaccharide biosynthetic process. Gene Ontology annotation, molecular function: UDP-glucose 6-dehydrogenase activity; NAD binding. Bases 257 to 1813 code for a protein of 518 amino acids. NCBI's taxonomy places the organism in Eukaryota, Viridiplantae, Streptophyta, Magnoliopsida, Caryophyllales, Amaranthaceae. The record is from RefSeq and is a predicted model, not a curated record.
AUAAUUCAAUAUGAAAUUAUGAGCGUAAUUUGAUUAGGUUGAGCGAUGGCGACGGGGAUAAUUCAAGCUCAAGUUUGCCAUAUUAGGAACAAGGAUUAUCAUUUGGGUUUUGCGAAACAUGUAGAUUUUGUAAAGAUUUCAAGUAUCAAGAGGGUUAAGCCUUCAAGAAGUAAAUUGUCGGUUAUAAGAGUUCGAACCAGGGAUCUGAUAUUGCUGAGCUUCAGCCUGCAUCAGAAGGAAGCAGUCUCCUAGUGACAUGGACGACUCUUCUGAUCACGAUCAAGAUUUCUCCGACGAUGUAGGUAAUCCUAAUGGUGAUUCUUCUGAUCGCAAUCAAGAUCACUCCAACGAUGUAGGUAAUCCUGGUGGUAGUCCUAAUGAUGAAAAUGUUACACCACCUCCCGAGUUGGAAGAUAUAGAAAGGAUAUGUUGUAUAGGUGGAGGGAGGGUUGGAGUAUUAACUAUGAUGGUGCUUGCUCACUAUUGGCACAUCCAUAAACAUUUCGUUUUGGAUAAGGAUGUUGAGAGGAUUAAUGAUAUGAAUGGUAUCAAUGCUGCAAAUGAAAGAGUUAUGCCUUUUUCUGAGCUUGAUAUGGAUUUAUAUCUUAACAAAGGUAUUGACAGAGGGAAUCUGCAUUUUAGCUCCAACAUUGAUCAUGAACUUGAUCUAUGUCAAAUGGUUUUCAUAGCAGUUGAUAUACCUCUUAAGAUGAAGCCCAAAGUACUCAAGAAUGACUUGGACAUCAACAAUUUUGAAGAUGCUAUCAAGAGUAUACUACAAUCAAUAGAUAGAAUACCUGGUUGGAAGUGUGUAGCAAUCAAAUCUACUGUACCAGUUGACUAUAAAUCAAACAUUGCCAACCACAUUCAUGGGUUUUACGAUGCUUGGCGUCUUAGCGUCAUUACAAACCCGGAGUUCUUUUCUGUUGGUACUGCUGUUCAAGAUUUGCUACAUCCUCAGAAGGUGGUAUUAGGUGAUUUCUAUGAAGGUCAGAAUAGUUUAGCUCUCUUCAGAGAUUUGUAUGCGGGAGUGGUCAAUGUUGAUAAUAUCGAAAUCAUUGGUUCACAAUCUUCUGUGCAAAUAGGAAAGUUAUUAUCUAAUGCAGUUCUUGCAGCUCAGUUGACACUUAUGAAUAUCGGAUCUACCUUAUGUGAAAAGGUUGGCUCGAAUUUUGAUGAUGUUAGAAGCACCAUAACUGCAAACUCAAGAUUGAAUCAGGUUUUUACUAAUUCAAGACCGGGUUAUGGAGGGAUGGGUUUGACAAAAGAUAUAGAUUAUUUGGCAUAUUUGUGUGAGUAUGUAGGAAUGACAUUUGAAAAGAAGUUUUUUACCAUGAUUAGUGAAAUGAGAAGAAGAAAGAUGGAUGAGCUGGUGCAAAAUGUUUCACACAUGAUUGCAGCUUCUAAGAGUAUAGCUAUAUAUGGAUUUUCAAACAAAGUGGAUUCAGAUGACAUCAGAGAAUCACCGGCAAUUUAUAUUUGUCGAUCAUUGUUAAAGAUUAACGGUAUUCGUCUGAAAAUUUUUGAUCCAUUAGUUUCUGACAAUACGAUCCUCAAAUGCUUUGUUCCUAGAGAGAGAAAUCGAAUAUUGGUUGUUGAUAACAUAGGAGGUGCUUUUGAUGUUGAAGCAAUGGUCUUCUUAGUUGAAUGGCCAAUGUUUGCUACUAUGUUGGAGGAACAACGUGAUGAGCUAGUAAACACAAUGAGAAGGCCAUCCUUUAUCUUUGAUUGCUGUGAUUUGAUUGUCGAUGUGGAUGGUUUUGAUCAUAUUCAGAUCUACCGAUUAGGAAAACCUAAGCUCAGCGCGAUUUAAUAUGCUCGUAGGUGAUAGUGAUGAGCUUUGAUGAUUGAGAUGGUAGAUGAUGGGGGGAAGCAGGGGAUCAAAACUCCAUUUGAUGAAAGCUGACACCAAAGAAGAGGAGAGAAACACCUUUUUAGCUUUUUUUUCCUUUGACAUACACCUUUUUAGAUUAGUUUUAAUGGUUUUGUAAUGAAAUUGAGUUAAUUUUAGUUUGAGUAUUAAAAAUUUAGUAGUAUGAUUUUGCCUU